AUUCUUUCUCUUUUGGGUUGUAUGGUUAAGCUUUUUCCGAUCAGUAUAGGUAGGGAUUUUUUGUAAAGCAGGUUCAUACUCCCCUAUUCAUGAGAAUACUCUUUUAUCCCCAUGGUUCAUUAUUUUUGUAGGAUCAUGGAGUUGUAUUCUAUCUUCUCUUAAUGAAAUUCUUAAUGAUUGAGAAAAAAGAAGAAGAAGCACAUUUCAACCUUUUAAACUUGUGAAAAUUAAAAACUUGAUUACGAGUAUUAUUUUAUAUCUCUAAUCCAUUUUAGGUGAGUAAAAAUGGGGCAAAAUAUCUCUACAAGAAUGAUAAUAAAAGACAUUUUUGUUAUUUUAUCAUUUAUUAUUCUAAAAUUAUUCUCAUUAAUUAAAUAUUGAAAUAAUGUUACAAUGAGAAUUUCAUUUCAUGAACUAAAUAAUAUAAUAAUUAUUUUAUUCUUACUUUAUUCUAUACACACUUAACAACUAUAUGUUUUCUUCUCUUUUUAUAACCCUUUCAAUUUUUUAUACCCAACCAAUGAAAUUAAUUGUGCAAGAAAAACAAAAAGAAAGAAAAUUCCGUUUUGCAUUAGAAAAAAUAGAUUGCAAACGUAAGAGAUUACUUGACAUUUUCAAAACAGAAUCUAAACGAGUCAAUUAUUGAAUAUAAAUUCAAUUAAAAUUAAAUUCAAACACAUUUUAGUUCGAUCUAUAUUUUUUCAUUUUUUUUUAAAUUUUUUGGAUCUAUACUAAGUAAAAACAUGAAGCAUUCUUCAAGCUAGCUAUAGAAAAUACUACUACUAAAUAUUUUAAUUCAAGAUAAGUUUUGCUUUCCUUUCUUUUUAAUUAAUUCUCAUUUAGAUUUAAUAUUAUACUCGAGAGUUAAGAUUUUAUUUGUUGUCAUGCCCAUUAGUCUUAAGUAUUUAUAUUAUUUUUUUAAUUUUUUUAUAUUGUUGAUAUUUUACUCAAUAAUAAACAUAUGUAUCUUUGAUUUAAAAAAUCGAGAUCUAAUCUUCUUUCUCAAAACUUAAUAUAUUAUAUACACGUAUUUUUUUUGUGUCUUUUUAUGGGUAUCCAUAAUAUUGUAAUGGCUGGUAUUUGAGAAGUACUCAGGGUUAUUUUGAUGUUGUCCCAUGGGUUUUAUGAGUAUUUUCGGAUAAGCUUCAACGGUAGGUAAAGGUCUUUUUCCAUGGCUUUUGUGGAUGGUGAUGAACACGAGGGCAAAGUCAUUGACUAUGGUCAAAGGACUUUUAGGCUGUGUUCACAUGAAUGAUUAAAGUAAAGUGAAGCAAGAUUUCUCCUUGAUUACACCACAACUAUCAAUCCAGAUUCGGACUUGCUCCUUUCCCCUUCACCACUUCCCACAUGGGAAAUCCUUCACAAUUUCUUUCAGGUUGCUUCGAAGUCUUUACGAAAGCAGCAGGCAAUAGAAAAUCAGAAAAGAGUAAGGGAAAACACGAUUGGAUUCAAUAUCCAGUAGCUAUUCCUGAGGAAAUUUGCCGUCAAUUUUCUCUACCCAAGAUCAGAGCUGCUACCAACAACUUUCAUCCAAACUUGUUACUCAGUGAAAGUGAGUUUGGAAGUGUGUACAAAGGGAUUGUCGAUGAUGGAACCUUGGUUGCUGUUAAACGCCUCAGAUCAGAUGCAGUAUUUACAAUCAAGUUGUUCCGAACCGAAGUGCAGUUGCUCUGCCAGCUUUGCCACCAGCAUCUCGUGUCUCUUAUCGGGUAUUGCAAUGAUAAGGACGAGAAGAUCGUUGUAUACGAACUCAAGAAAAACGGGUCACUCCGUGAUCAUCUCUAUGGUUGUGGUUAUGAUCCACUCCCAUGGAAGCAGAGGUUAGAGAUAUGUAUUGGUGCAGCUCGUGGAUUACAUUACCUUCAUACUGGAGCGAAGCGUGUCGUAAUUCACCAUGACGUCAAGAGCAGCAGUAUUCUUUUGGACGAUAAAUGGGUUAGUAAGUUUUCUGCUCUCGGGUUGUCCAAGAUCCGUUCACAAUCUUCAUAUAACAAGGCAAAAGCUUUGGAAAAAUCAGAGCCAGGACUGAAGGGUACUUUAGGUUAUAUGGAUCCAGAGUACUUUAGGGAUUCGGAAAUUUCAGAAAAAUCUGAUGUGUACUCAUUUGGGGUUGUUUUAUUUGAAGUGUUGUGCGCUAGACCACCAGCCUUUAAUCUAAUCCACAAUAGGUGUUUAGUAUGUCUAAUUGAUUGGGUCCAUCACUACAUAGGCGAAGGAACCAUUCAUAAUAUCAUUGAUCCAUAUUUGAAGGGGAAGAUAGCUCCAGAGUGUUUCAAGUUAUUCGUGGACAUCGCUCUUUGCUGUAUUAGUGAAAAGAGAGAUAAACGGCCUGAGAUAGGUGAAGUGGAGCUCAUGCUAGAGCUUGCAUUGGAGAUGCAAGAGAAAGCAGAUUCGGAAAUGAAGGAUCUUGAUCCUCAUGGUGAAUGUAUGUACGGAGAAAUAUCAUUUCCUAUCUCUGUUUCUGACCAUAUCGGUGUAGACGAUGGCAAUAGUUCAGAAUUUACUUGGAGAGAUGAAAAACACCCAAGGAUACAUCAUCUAACAGCUUUUUCUCAGGAAAUUCACCGUCAACUUUCUCUAACCCAGAUCAAAGUUGCUACCAACAACUUUCAUCCAAACAUGCUUAUCGGUAGAGGUAGCUCUGGAAAUGUGUACAAAGGGUUUAUCGAUGAUGGAAACUUGGUUGCUGUUAAACGCUUAAAUCCAGAUGCAGCACAAGCAUUUAAUAAGUUCCAAACCGAAUUGCAAUUGCUCUGCCAGCUGCGCCAUCCACAUCUCGUGUCUCUUUUUGGGAUUUGCAAUGAUAAAGAUAAAGAUGAGAUGAUCCUUGUAUCCGAACUUGUGAAAAACGGGACACUCAGUGAUCAUCUUUAUGGUUCUGAGUAUGAUCCACUCCCAUGGAAGCAGCGGCUAAAGAUAUGUAUUGAUGCAGCUCGUGGAUUACAUUACCUUCAUACUAGCGUAAAGCCAGCAAUAAUUCACGGUGAUGUUAAGAGCAGCAAUAUUCUAUUGGACUAUAAAUGGGCUGGUAAGCUGUCUGAUUUCGGGUUGUCCAAGAUGUGUUCACAACUUUCAUACUCUAGCACUUCAAAAGCUUUAGAAAAAGUAAACUCAGUAGUGAAGGGUAGUAACGGUUGUUUGGAUCCAGAGUAUCUUAAAGAUAGUGGACUUUCAAAAGAAUGUGAUGUGCACUCGUUUGGGCUUGUUUUAUUUGAAGUGUUGUGUGCUAGAAAGGUAUUUGAUCCAACAUUGGACGAGGAUGAACGACAUCUAGCUGAUUGGGUCCGUCGGUGCAUAGACAGAGGAACCAUUUAUAACAUCAUUGAUCCAUAUCUGAAGGGGAAGAUAGCUCCAACGUGUUUUAAGAUAUUCAUGGAUCUUGCUCAUUGUUGUACCAGUUUGGAGGGAAAUACCUGGCCUGAGAUGGAUGAAGUGACGCUCAUGCUAAAGCUUGCAUUGGAGAUGCAGGAGAAAGCAGACUCCCAAAUGAAAAAUCUUGAUCCUCACGGUGAUUGUAUGUAUGGAGAAAUAUCAUUUUCAUAUCCCCGUUCCUAAUCCUAAUUUACACGUGGAGAGUAACAGUUUGAAACUGGGGCAGGCAACUUGGAUUCCAGCAGUAAAUCACUUGGAUCUUUAGUAAAUACCACUUCUACAAAACAAAAAAGAAGAAGAAAAUUGUGGCCAUUUUUUGGCUUUGUGAAUGAAGUGUGAGAAGAGGCCAAGGCAUGGAUUGAAGAGAAUAGUGUCUUUUCUUAUAUAGAAUAUGAUGGCUUUUGUUUUGAUUUGCAUGGAAAUUGCUCCCAUUUUUUCUCAAUGGAUGCCUCAAAAUUUCCUAUAAAUGUUAGGAUUCAGGCUCACUUUCAUUCACCAAGGUGUUCAUAACUAAUUAAUUUUUUUUUUUUUUGUAAUUUAUUCUAAAUAGAAUGGUCUGAACCUUUUAAACCUACUCGUGAAAUAAAGA
This is a messenger RNA of Theobroma umbraticum, 3961 nucleotides long. Its product is annotated as receptor-like protein kinase THESEUS 1. The record is from RefSeq and is a predicted model, not a curated record. Gene Ontology annotation, molecular function: ATP binding; transmembrane receptor protein tyrosine kinase activity. Gene Ontology annotation, cellular component: plasmodesma; plasma membrane. Gene Ontology annotation, biological process: protein autophosphorylation. Lineage: Eukaryota; Viridiplantae; Streptophyta; Magnoliopsida; Malvales; Malvaceae.